AUGUCAACUCCGACUCCCGUAAUCCCCGCUCCGCGCGGAUACAGACGUUACUUGUGGUCUGCAUUUCACCGAAGGCUUGCUCACACCGUCCUGCGGUCCCUCACCCUCGGCGUGAAUAACGUUGUUUGGAUUGGCUCUCAGAAGAAAUAUUUCUGGUCAUGGUUCCCUAUUGGGCCAGCCUUCCUCAAAGCCCUGGUGUUUUCCUUUUCCAGCCUCUCAAUCUUCUGUCUCCAGGUAGGAACACUGGAUAUAGGCCUACGGACGAGCUCUCCACCUUUGGCAACACUCAGCAGGAACUUGUUGAGCCUGGUCGCUUUAAAAACAUUCUUCUGGUACUCGAUUUCCGCUUUCUGGUUUAGUGAAGCAUAUAUUUGGUCGUCUCCAGAUCUGAGCUGGGUAACCAAGGGAUCUCAUACUACAUCCGACCGCUUGAACGAACGCCCUAUCUUUUUCCGAGCCUAUGCCUUGAUGCUCGCACAGGCGGCAGCGAUAACUCACCUUUACUACGGUUAUUCUUCACUACGAAUCCCUAUCUCAAAGGUACCAUCCGCCUCUGCCCCUACCGAUGUAGCAAGUCAGAACACACACCCACUUGAAUCAAGAUGGUCCCAGGUCAGGCAAGCUUUCGGACCCGCCAUUCUGCGAAGUGCUCGAGAUGCAGCAAUCUGGAUCGGCUUAGGUCCCUUUCUCUACACAUUACUAUUCCGAAAAAUUCUUUGGGGGUGCCACCUUGCGUUUGCAAAGCUUUGGUUUAAAAUUUCACGAGCAGAUGCAUAUCCAAGUGGUUAUCCUCCACUGGGUAUUCCAUACCUCACUCAGAGCUAUCUAGCUGGUGUCUUCCUUCUCUUCACAUGGGCUAUUUCCAAAAGCCUGUUCCUGAUAUAUUUCACGCAAGAACCUACGAAAAUGGGCUUACCGCUAUCUGCGUCUAGCAAAGAUCCGAAUGGGACGCUCUUAUUGGGCCUAAAGGCGAAGAGCAUUGUGAAGACUUUUGCUUUCUGGGAGUUGACCAUUAUUGCCCAGAAGCACAAGGAUCGAAGACAGACAAUCUUUGAAGAUAUCGAAAGACCUACUGGCCCCAUGUGGCCCCAAAUGCUGCAAUCUGGUCUGAAAGUCUUGCAGGACAUUGAACUGCGAAUCAACGGGCCUCCUCCAAAGCCAGCUGUGGCAGGUCAGCAACAACAUAUCAAAACCAUGCCAAGAAUCGUGCCUCAGCUACCAGAUCAGUCGGUAACCCCACCAAAACCCAAGCCAACUAUUCGACAAUUGCUAGUAGAAGAGACCAUAGGUCAGGUUGUAAGCGAUAAAAACCCCUGGCGGCCGCCCGUCGACCAGACCACCAAAGCUGUCGAGUCAGUGUUCCUUGAUUAUUUCAGCCCUCCAUUCAAGAGGUUCAUCACGCAGACCUUGGGAUCACUACCAAGCUCGGUGACUUCUCUGUUCAUAACUUCAAAUUCUGCUAAGAUUAAUGCAACUGUGCUGGGAUCCCCGACUGGCAAUGAAGCAUUAAUCGUCGACGUGAUCGAAUCCAUUACGAAGAUGCUGUUAGCCAGCCUUUCUGAGGAUACCUAUGGCAAGGCAACUCCUACAGUCUCCGAGACUGUCCGAACGUUUACGAAAACUCUGACAUCAAUUGAAAGCUUUGUGGAGGCCAAUAAGGCCGGAACGAAGGGUUGCAUUGAAGAGGUUGAAAUCAUUGUAGAGCGACUUAGGGCCGGAUUACGGGAAUUAUUGGCUGCUUUCCAGAUUUACCUGCUGGAUGUUGGCCUGGGCAUUGCUGAUCUCAACCAGGCUAAAAAGGCAGUCGCAGGUCCCCAAACAACGGACAUCAUCGGCCAGCCUCAUCAAGGAAAGACAUCCCCUGACAAUGGUGACCAGCGAGAUGCAUUUUCUGGUAGGCAAGGCAGCCAAAGAACUGCAGAAUAUAUCAGAGACCAACCUCGUCAGCAAACGAAUAAUGUACGGAAACGACCGCCUGGAAGUAUAAACGGCCGAUUAUUCCCAAGGAGGGAAAUGGAAGAGGUCAGAUGA
Molecule: messenger RNA, 2031 nt
Organism: Exophiala aquamarina CBS 119918
Lineage: Eukaryota; Fungi; Ascomycota; Eurotiomycetes; Chaetothyriales; Herpotrichiellaceae
Exons: 2
Coding region: 1-2031 (676 amino acids)
Biological process (GO): nuclear pore organization; spindle pole body localization
Cellular component (GO): spindle pole body; nuclear pore transmembrane ring
Molecular function (GO): spindle pole body-nuclear membrane anchor activity
Source: RefSeq, a predicted model, not a curated record